Molecule: messenger RNA, 2139 nt
Organism: Morchella sextelata
Lineage: Eukaryota; Fungi; Ascomycota; Pezizomycetes; Pezizales; Morchellaceae
Exons: 2
Coding region: 1-2139 (712 amino acids)
Biological process (GO): positive regulation of transcription by RNA polymerase II
Molecular function (GO): transcription cis-regulatory region binding; metal ion binding
Source: RefSeq, a predicted model, not a curated record
AUGUCCUCGAAUUCUCAACUCGCCAGUUUCCCUGCAAAACAGCCCGCGUCCGCUCCGCCAGCCCUUACGACCAACGACACUGCCCAGAGACGCAAUAGCAUUCCUCUCGGCUCAAACAGUGCCGGAGGACCUCGUAAUAUCCCUGACGGAGGCACGCCACGAAACGGCCAGGCAGGCAGGAAGUCCCACAAGAAUCACAGGAAGCCACAUACACCACGAUACGGAAACGACGACCAUAUCGACGAGGACGCAAUGACGCUGCCAUCGGGAGGAAGAAAGGGUACGAGUAUUACGCACUUGAUGAAUUGGAAUGUAGCUUCGCGCCCGCAAUCGCAUCACAAUAACUACCGUCACGGCCACAAUUACCGGAGGACCCCAACCUGGGGAUUGGGUUCGGGAUAUCAUGCGACUGAUAAGGCACGCUUUAUCAAUGCCAACUACCGCUUUCUCGUGCACCCUCGUGGCGAUUACCGCGCGCAGGCCGUUGACUCGGAUGUGCAUCUACCAUGGGAUCUUGUGCUGCAGGUCAUAGCAUCAGAGCAGACACAGCGCACAAACUGCCCAAUCUGUCUUUCUACCCCCGUGGCGCCCCGGAUGGCGAAGUGUGGGCAUAUAUUCUGUCUCCCGUGUCUCAUGCGAUAUAUGGCCUCUACAGAUGACAGCAAGCCGCAGGGACCACCGGAAAAGAAACCGCGGUACAAAAAGUGCGUAAUCUGCACGGAUAGUAUCUACUCUAGCGAAAUUCGGCCGGUUCGAUUUUUUGUAGGGCAGGAGAACCCGGCGCCCAGGGAAGGCGAGGAUGUGGUGUUACGGCUUGUAAUGAGAAGGCAGGGCAGCACAUUGGCGCUUCCGAAAGAGGGCGCAGAAUUGCUGUUGGAGAAGGAGCAUGAGAUACCGUGGCAUUUUUCAGCGGAGGUCAUGGACUAUGCGAGGGUCAUGAAGGGGACGGAGGAGUAUAUGGAAGAGGAGUUUACUAGAGAGAUUGCGGAAUUGGAGAAGAUGGCUAAAGAGGACAAGGUGAUGUUUGGUGAAGAUGGCGAGUGGACUAGAAAAGCUAUCAACAACAUCAAUGUUCAAAAGGAAGGGAUUAAGGGAAUGGGGAAUCCACCCAAGGCCGUAGUAGAGCCUUCAAAAGCCAAGGAGAAGGAGAAACAGCGCCCAGAGAUCAUGUUUAACGAGAGUGACGAGAAUGUGCCGGCAUUCUACCAUGUAGUUCAUGAGGCCUCAUCCGGUCACUCAUCAUCAGCUAAUUCACGGUCUCAAUCAACUACGCCUUCACAGCAGCCCUCGGAGUCCCUGCAAACAGUUAAGCCACCAGUCCCAGUACCAAAACCCCACCUUCCACAAACCCAUGACAUGCCAUACUACUUUUAUCAAGCGCUCCCCCAUUAUUACCUCAGCUCCCUCGAUAUCCGCAUUCUCAAAACGGCCUUUGGCUCAUACCAUGCUCUUCCAACCGCAAUCCUUCCCCGGGUUGAGAACAUUACCACAGGCACAUCCGUCGACGAUGAACUCCGUAAGCGCGCAAAAUACGUAGCGCACCUUCCAGCCGGCUGCGAAGUUGGCUUCCUUGAAUGUGACUGGACGGACAUUGUCCCACCAGAGAUCCUAGACCGCUUCAAGGGCGAGAUUGACCGCCGCCGGAAAAAGAAGCACGACAAGGAGCAGAAGGAGGAGCGCGACCGCAUCCGCGCCGAGAAGGAAGAGGAGGCACUACACCGUCACCGGCGAAGAGGCAGCAUGAGAGGUUUCUCGGAGGAGGACUUUGUAGCGCUAGCCACUCGGGAGUCAUUGAAUGAGCUUCCGCAACCAGUGUUCGCCAACGGCGGCGAGGGGAGCUCAAGUUUACCUCCGCCUCCAUUGCAUGAGGGCGAGUAUGCAAGCCCAGGAACGAGCCCUAGCACCAGUAGAACGGUAUGGGGGACGCCGCUAGUUCUCCCGCAGGGUGCGGAGCAGAACUAUGCAGUCGAGAGAGAGGAGACAGGGUGGUGGCAGGACUGGGAAGACGACGAGACGCUGGCUCGGCUUGCUGAUGCUGGCGGCGGCGGCGGGAAGGCGCCGAGUCAUGGAAAGGGAGGCAAGAAGAAGAAGUUCAAGAAGGUUACGCUCAUGACCAAUGGCGGGAAGAGGGGGGCUUAG